AUGUCCGGAGACCAUCAACAUCACCAUCACCAUCACGGCCACGGCCACAACCAUACCCAGGUCAAUGGAGAGUAUUGGAGUUCUGCCGCCUCUACUGCGUUUAACUCCGAAUGGGUCCUCUCUUGUCAAAAGCAAAUCCGUGAGCAUCUACAGGAGAACCUAUCUUGGUUCGGUGCCCAUCCCCCAAGUGAUGGUCAACUGGAGGGCAAAAUGAUGGACUAUGCUUGUGGUGAAGGAUACAUCUCUCGGUUCUUCACUUCUUACUUCUCCAAAUGUAUCGGCGUCGACGCUGCUACGGGCAUGGUCGACAAGUUCAACCAAACAGCUCGCCAGGAGAAAUUGCCGGAAUCCCAGAUAUACGCUGUCCAGGGUAAUCUGACUGAAUCUGAAGGCACUUCCUCUAUUGCCGGGGAGGAGUUCUUUAAUUUUGAUCUUAUCAUUAUUGUCCAUGCGCUGCAUCAUGUCGACGAUCCGCAGAAGCUGAUUAACAGGUUCAUCGAGCGUCUUCGACCAGGUGGCAUUGUGGUAGUUGCCGAUUGGGAGAAGACAGGAAAGCAGUUUAAUUUAGCUAACAUCGAUCAUCCUGCUGCGCAUACGGUGUCGCACAGCGGGUUCACCGGGGAGGAGAUGCAUGGAUUUUUCAAGAAUGCAGGGUGCAAGGAGAGCGACUAUACGGUGCUGAAGGAGAAGAUGACUGUUCCCGAGGCCUGGGGUGGGAAGCAGACUCUCUUCUUUGCAAAGGGGAGGAAGUGA
Molecule: messenger RNA, 753 nt
Organism: Nannizzia gypsea CBS 118893
Lineage: Eukaryota; Fungi; Ascomycota; Eurotiomycetes; Onygenales; Arthrodermataceae
Exons: 3
Coding region: 1-753 (250 amino acids)
Source: RefSeq, a predicted model, not a curated record